AUGCCGCAGUUGUUCCAAGUUUUAAGAUGUUAUAAAUGCUUGGUUUUUCAAAUACACCAAACAAAAAAAUCUAAUAAAUUUCAAUGUAAGAUGUGUGGUGAAAAGCAGUCAAUUAAACGCCAUUAUGGCCUUGGUAAUGGUAAAGAGUGUAGACUUCAUGUUCAAAAAUUAAAUUCAAUUAGAGGGCAAACAGAAGAAGAAAAACUCAUUACAGUAUAUUCAGAUGAUGAUAUUGGAGACUGUAGUGAAAAUAAUGAAAUUGUCAAUUCAACUGAACAACAAAGUAAAAGUAAAUGGUCAUCAUUUAUAGAAAAAGAUGAAGACAAUUCACAGGUUGUUAAUGAACCUAUGUUCUUCGACAGUAAAGAAGUGGUUUUGGAGAUGCCCACAAAAAGAAAGAAAAUCAUAGGUCCUAAAAGUACAAAUAAACAUACUGUAUCAAGGGUCUCUUUUGAAGAUAAAAGUUAUAAUGAAAUUCAAAAUGAUUACGAAUGUAAUGAAAGUUUUGAAAAUACUCCAUCUAUACAUGAAAUUACUGAAUAUGUUAAAAUUACAGAACCAUGCUUAAAACCUCAUCAAAAACCUAACAAAGUAAAUAAAAAUUUAGUUCAAAAUGAGCCCAAAGUUGGACCCGCCAUUCAAAAGUCCUCCAAAUGGGCUCAGUUUGUUGAACCUGAAAUUGACAUAGAACAUGAUGCAUCUCAAGAAAUAAAUAUCAACCCCUCAUAUAGUGCUCAAAACUUUUUUGAAUCAUGCGAUGAAACUGACCUUGACACAAUAUUAAACAUUUAA
Parnassius mnemosyne (clouded apollo) is the source of this 792-nucleotide messenger RNA. The record is from the annotation of a GenBank genome assembly. NCBI's taxonomy places the organism in Eukaryota, Metazoa, Arthropoda, Insecta, Lepidoptera, Papilionidae.